AUGAUAGAUGUUUUAUAUUCAGAUCGAUACGAUUGGAACAAUUUCGAUGAGAGACGAGCGUUUGGCGCCUCGGUAUCACUUUAUGAGAAGAAUCCGCUGACAGGUGUCAAUGCCGGUGAACCUGUGGCUGAUGUCUGGGGUGUCGUUGGAAGGAACAAUAACGGGGUGCUAGCGCUUGCUGAUGGUGUGAAUUGGGGCGAAGGAGCACGUCUAGCAGCACGUUGUGCAGUACGUGGUGCGAUUGACCAUAUGAAUGAGCACAUCGAGAUGGGCAAAUUGACGAAUACUACGGAAGUGUUUCAUGAAUUGCUGGCGUCAUUCCAUUCGGCUCACUCUUUGAUAUUACAAGAAGGUGGAAUGUUAACGACGUUGUGCGUGGCCGUAGUCGCACCUGCGGUGCAUUGCGACAGCUGGGUCCUGUGCGUGUGCAAUGUGGGUGAUUCAUUGUGCUUCGUCUAUAAUCGUGACUAUGGUGUGCGAGAAGUGACGAUGGGCAGCCAUGACAUUGAUCAGAUGCGUGAUAUGCGAGAUGCUGGCGGUGCUCUUGGACCAGUUGACGGACGGAAUCCUCAGUUACAUAACUUGACGUGCAGCAUGACAUUUGUUGAAGAGGGUGACAUUGUGUUUAUUACGUCGGAUGGUGUAUCGGAUAACUUCGAUCCGGUGGUUGGGAAAUUUUGCGUCAUAAAGCGAGCGGAAGUUGAAAACAAGGAGAAUGCACAGCUACCCCCUCGAGACAACAGAAAGUUGUCAGUGUGA
Messenger RNA from Haemonchus placei, 759 nucleotides. NCBI's taxonomy places the organism in Eukaryota, Metazoa, Nematoda, Chromadorea, Rhabditida, Trichostrongylidae. The record is from the annotation of a GenBank genome assembly.